AUGAGUACGUUGAGCAUUGGAUUAGAAGGUUUAUCAAUGCAAUUUUAUAUUCCACGUGAAUCUUAUUAUCCAGUGUCGUACUUUGACGAAGGUUUAAUUGUAUCAAUACACGAAAAUAAUGAAUUUCCAUUGCUUAUUGAUAGUGGACUUCGACUUCAACCAGGUCUCUCUCACACAAUCUUAUUUUCAAAAACCGAAAGAAAUUUGUUGCCUGAACCUUACACCAAUUGCACAUCUUCAGUUGGAGAUGAAUUACGCGACAUUUUUGAGACAGCAUUUGAUAGGGAUUCUAUCGGCAAAAUUACUUAUUCAGAAAGUUUAUGUCAAGAGUCUUGUUUAAACUUAAUAGCUGAUUUAUUUUGUUCUUGUAUUUUACCGUUUCCUUUUUUCCAACGAAAUGUUUGGUCUGUCGACAGCAACAGUCUUAAGGCAGCAAAUACUUGCAUUCCAGAUACUUUUGAAGAAAAAUGUGUGCUCACGACUGUGCCAGAAUUCAAAACUCAAGACGUAGGUUACAAAAGUUGGUGUCCACAAUGCACUCCUGAGUGCAAAAAUACUGAUUUUCAUGCUGUAUUGAGUGCUCUUUCAUAUCCAUCAGCGAAACAGAAAGCAUUGUUAACUAAAAGACUAUUAGAUAAGAAAUCGAAUUCUUCUAGUAUUCUGUUACCCGAUGAUUUUGCUCUUAAAUCGGACACAUAUCUCAGUAACAAUCUUUUAAAAGUGACAAUUGCCUGUAGCAAUCAUUAUGUCGUUGUUUACAAUCAGAAAGCCAAAAUAUUGAUCGUUGAUCUGUUCAGUUCUAUUGGUGGUCAAACAGGAAUAUGGCUUGGUUUAAGUAUACUUGGUGUAAUUGAAUUUGGUGAAGUCCUAUUUAAAAUGAUCGUUAAAUGUAUUGUUUGUAUAAAACGACAAGCAACAGCUAAACAGAAUCCUACCACUAAUAAUAAUGCAGUUUAUUGUGACGCUCAUUAA
Rotaria sp. Silwood1 is the source of this 972-nucleotide messenger RNA. NCBI's taxonomy places the organism in Eukaryota, Metazoa, Rotifera, Eurotatoria, Philodinida, Philodinidae. The record is from the annotation of a GenBank genome assembly.